This is a messenger RNA of Pipistrellus kuhlii (Kuhl's pipistrelle), 4434 nucleotides long. RefSeq names its product endothelin converting enzyme 1 (gene ECE1). The transcript has 19 exons. NCBI's taxonomy places the organism in Eukaryota, Metazoa, Chordata, Mammalia, Chiroptera, Vespertilionidae. Bases 138 to 2405 code for a protein of 755 amino acids. Gene Ontology annotation, biological process: peptide hormone processing. Gene Ontology annotation, cellular component: plasma membrane. The record is from RefSeq and is a predicted model, not a curated record. Gene Ontology annotation, molecular function: metalloendopeptidase activity.
ACUCGGCGCCAGAGCCCCGCUCGCCGGGCCCGCGGGGAGCCGAGAGUCGCCGGGCAGCCAGCCGCGCGGUCGGAGGAGCAGAGCGCGACCGGGAGCGGAGCCGCAGCCGCAGCCGCAGCCGCGGGGCGCAGCGCGCUAUGAUGUCGACCUACAAGCGGGCCACGCUGGACGAGGAGGACUUGGUGGACUCACUCUCCGAGGGCGGAGACGGGUACCCGAACGGCCUGCAGGUGAACUUCCACAGCCCCCGGAGCGGCCAGAGAUGCUGGGCCGAGCGGACCCAGGCGGAGAAGCGGCUGGUGGUGCUGGUGGCGCUCCUGGCGGUGGGACUGGUGGCCUGUGUGGCCGUGCUGAGCAUCCAGUACCGGACAAGAGCGCCCCCGGUGUGCCUCAGCCAGGCCUGCGUCUCAGUGACCAGCUCCAUCUUGAGUUCCAUGGACCCCAGGGUGGACCCCUGCCAGGACUUCUUCACCUAUGCCUGUGGCGGCUGGAUCAAAACCAACCCCGUUCCUGACGGCCACUCACGCUGGGGGACAUUCAGCAACCUCUGGGAGCACAACCAAGCCAUCAUCAAGCACCUCCUCGAAAACUCCACGGCCAGCGUGAGCGAGGCAGAGAAGAAGGCCCAGGUGUACUACCUCGCGUGCAUGAACGAAACCAAGAUCGAGGAGCUGAAGGCCAAGCCGCUGAUGGAGCUGAUUGAGAGGCUCGGGGGCUGGAACAUUACGGGGCCCUGGGACAAGGACAACUUCCAGGAGACCCUGCAGGUGGUCACAUCCCACUACCGCACCUCGCCCUUCUUCUCCGUCUACGUCAGCGCUGACUCCAAGAACUCCAACAGCAACGUGAUCCAGGUGGACCAGUCUGGCCUGGGCUUGCCCUCAAGGGAUUAUUACCUGAACAAAACGGGAAAUGAGAAGGUGCUGACCGGAUACCUGAACUACAUGGUGCAGCUGGGGAGGCUGCUGGGCGGCGGGGACGAGGACGCCGUGCGGCCCCAGAUGCAGCAGAUCCUGGACUUCGAGACGACGCUGGCCAACAUCACCAUCCCCCAGGAGAAGCGCCGGGACGAGGAGCUCAUCUACCACAAAGUGACGGCCGCCGAGCUGCAGACCCUGGCGCCCGCCAUCAACUGGCUGCCCUUCCUCAACACCAUCUUCUCGCCCGUGGAGAUCAACGAGUCCGAGCCGAUCGUUGUCUAUGACAAGGAGUACCUCAGCCAGGUCUCCACCCUCAUCAACAACACCGACAAGUGCCUGCUGAACAACUACAUGAUCUGGAACCUGGUACGGAAGACAAGCACCUUCCUCGACCAGCGCUUUCAGGACGCCGACGAGAAGUUCAUGGAAAUCAUGUACGGGACCAAGAAGACCUGCCUUCCUCGCUGGAAGUUGUGCGUGAGCGACACAGAAAACAACCUGGGCUUCGCCCUGGGCCCCAUGUUUGUCAAAGAGACCUUCGCCGAGGACAGCAAGAACGUGGCCAGCCAGAUCAUCCUGGAAAUCAAGAAGGCGUUUGAGGAGAGCCUGAGCACCCUCAAGUGGAUGGACGAAGACACGCGGAAGUCAGCCAAGGAGAAGGCAGACGCAAUCUACAACAUGAUAGGUUACCCCAACUUCAUCAUGGACCCCAAGGAGCUGGACAAAGUGUUCAACGACUACACCGCAGUCCCGGACCUCUACUUCGAGAACGCCAUGCGCUUCUUCAACUUCUCCUGGAGGGUCACCGCCGACCAGCUGAGGAAGGCUCCCAACAGAGACCAGUGGAGCAUGACCCCUCCCAUGGUGAAUGCGUACUACUCGCCCACCAAGAACGAGAUUGUGUUUCCAGCCGGGAUCCUGCAGGCCCCGUUCUACACCCGCUCUUCACCCAUGGCCUUGAAUUUUGGCGGCAUCGGGGUCGUCGUGGGCCACGAGCUGACUCAUGCUUUUGAUGAUCAAGGACGGGAGUACGACAAGGACGGGAACCUGCGGCCCUGGUGGAAGAACUCGUCCGUGGAGGCCUUCAAGCGGCAGACGGAGUGCAUGGUGCAGCAGUACGGCAACUACAGCGUGAACGGGGAGCCGGUGAACGGCCGCCACACCCUCGGGGAGAACAUCGCCGACAACGGGGGCCUCAAGGCGGCCUACCGGGCCUACCAGAACUGGGUGAAGCAGAACGGCCCCGAGCAGACGCUGCCCACACUGGGGCUCACCAACGACCAGCUCUUCUUCCUGGGCUUCGCGCAGGUCUGGUGCUCCGUCCGCACGCCCGAGAGCACGCACGAGGGCCUCAUCACGGACCCGCACAGCCCCUCCCGCUUCCGGGUCAUCGGCUCCGUCUCCAACUCCAGGGAGUUCUCGGAGCACUUCCACUGCCCGCCCGGCUCGCCCAUGAACCCGCGUCACAAGUGCGAGGUCUGGUGAGGGGCGGAGAGCGAGCCUCGGCGGCAGAGCCCACGGGCUGCCCCCUCCGUCCAGUGCCCAGGGUGCCCCCCGCCCCGCACUGGAGGGUUUUCGGCGGGAACUGAGCUGUGACGGGGGUUCUCGGCAUCAUGUGAGAUGUGGCCCCCCGGGGAGACCCUGUCACCCCGGCCCCAGGCGCACACACCCACUCCGAUGGGCAUUUGGGCGUCAGGCCGGCUGCUCGCCAGGCCUGGGCCCCACGCUGACAAGGGCGGCGGGCACGGCCCCAUGCCCACACCCGGCGCCAGACACUCCACGGAUGCCGCUGUGUCAAAUGCUUUACGUAUAUAUUUUUGGGAAAACUAUUUUGUAAACCUUGUGGAAUACACUGGAAAUCUUCAGGGAGAUGCUACAUCUAAAACACUUUUUUUUUUUUUUUUUAAGGAGAGGAUUGGUAUAUUUAUUAUGUUCUGUGUUUCUAAAUCACCUGUGGACGAGGGAAGCCCCACUGACGACCCCUCCCCUGCCUCCCUGGCUGCGAGGCCGAGCUCAGGCAGCCAUGCCCGGGCCCCUGAGCGGCCUUCAGCCCCGGGAUACACGGUGGCCGCCCCCAUCGCUGGCUUAGGGAGGAGGGGCCUGGGGCCAGCCAGGAGGGGGCCGGCUCGGGGAGGCCCAGCUCAUGGGCACCACCUGUCUUAGCGCCCCUGACUGUCCCCAGAGCCCAGCAGCGGGAACGCCAGCGAGAAAGGUCUGAUCCCAAAGUAGCAGCAGGAGGCCGAGGGCUGUAGCAGCGUGAGGCCAGGGCAGGCCCUCGAACCCAAUUGGGUGCCCGCGCGCCUGGAUCUGGACCGCAGGACCCUGUGACCACCCCUCCUCCCCAUCAGAUGUGCUCUCCUGUGCUCUUCUCAUCCCUCUUUUGUCACCCCCCGCCCCCAUGUCUGUCCUGGGAGCCCGCUGCCUCUCCGGCUUCCCCACCCCCGCCACUACCUUACCCUCCGAGUCUGUCCUCCGCCCGGCCGCGCCUGGCUCCGGCCACAGCCCUCCCACCCUCCAUUCUCUAGUGCCUUAUGGAGGCUAUGACCCUGGGCGCACCCCAGGGGGACAGCCCCUCACCCCCAGGGCCCCUUGGCCUCCUCAGCGAAGCCCCCGAGUGUCCUGACCGGAACACAAGGCCAUACCCCCUGCUCCCGGUGCCCCCUGAGCUGCUUCCCACCAGCACCGAAGCUCUGCCUCCAGGCCAGUGGGCGGGGUCAGGGCCAGGAGCCCCUGACCUUGCCCCGAGCGCCGCCCGCCCUCAGCCCCGUGGGCUGAACCCAGACAAUCCUUGUAGCUAUCUGGACUCCUUCUUGGGAAAUGCUUUCAGCCACGGGUCCCCCAACCCGGUCAGGCCGAGGCCGCAGUUCAGAAGCCCCCAGAGGGACCUCAUUGGAGCCCCGCGCUAGCCAUCUAGGGAAGCAGUGCCUGGGAGCGGGCAGGAGCAGCCGGUGCCCGCCUGCCAGGUGCCCGCCUGCCGCAGCCCAGGCCACCUGGCAGCCCCGCCCUGCCGGCACUCGCUUGGCCCAGGAGGCCGGGCCCUCCUUGCCCAGCAGAAGCCACAGCUCAGCCACUGCCUCGCCCUCCUUCCCAUAAGCCCAGAGCUGGUUCUAGCCCCACAAGCAACUGCCCUGGGAGCUCGUCAGAGGAAAGCUCAGACAGGAGCAGAGCAGGCUGCCCAGUCCUGUUCCCUCCCUGCCCGCUGGCCUUCCCUGCGGUCUGGUGUCUGUCAGCACCCAGGCCUGGGACCUCCCAGCCCAAGCCAGUGUCCCAGAGCUGAGGGCCAGCCAGAGGGCCUGUCAUUGGCACUCAUUGCUCCCUGGUGAGCUGUGAGUGUGGGGAUGGGGGAACAAGGGGGACCCUGCCCCUGAAGCCCAGGAGCCCUGAGGCUGGCUUGUCUGCAGGUACAUGGAUGUGGGUUUGGGGCUGGGAAUCUGGUUUUUGUAUUCUUAAUGUUUUGUGCUACUGUAGUUCUGGUGUGGCACUAUUGUAACUGAAAUAAAGUACUUGUACCGUG